CCUGAUUCGGCCCGGGAGGGAUCUGCUACACACUGGCACCUGACGCCAAGGAAAUGCUGUGAUUCUUGUUGUUUUUUUUUCCUUCAAAGAGAAAAUUAGGUCGUUAAAGAGUUGAGGAAAGUUUCCUACCAACUCCAGAAAUAACGGUGAAUGAAUAUAAAGAAAAUGGAAAUAGUGCUUAUACUUCUUUGAGACCAAUACAUACUACAACUUCAGGGAAAACAGCUGAGGUUUAUCUCUCUCCAUUUUCACUCAGCAAUUCCAAGCUAGCACUAUUUAAGUUGUCCACAUCUCCGUUUGAAAGUAAUUCUAACAAUGCGGUGGCUCGCGAGAAGACUGACGGGAAGAAAACUUGUAGAGAGGCUUUAACGUCAAAGAUGAAGGCUGUAUCUUCCAAGACAGAGUCCCUUCUGCUGAAGCCACCUGUGGAUGCCGAACGGGAGCCGAGACCCAGGAGCACAGCAGAGUCGGCGGCUCUCUGUGUAGACAUGGGGAGCAGUGGUGAAGACAGUGCACCCGGCCUGGAUGAGUUUUCAGGAUUGUCACCUUAUGAAAGGAAGAGAUUGAAGAACAUCAGAGAGAAUGCAAACUUUUUUGCUUCCCUUCAGUUAUCUGAGUCAGCUGCAAGGCUCCGUGGAAUGAUAAAGAAGAGACAGCCUCCUGAAUCAAAAAGAAAGAGGCCUAAGAAGAAAGAAAAUGAGAUUGGGUGUCGAAGAUCCAUGCGAUUAUUAAAAGUAGACCCUUCGGGAGUUUCAUUGCCGGAAGCUCCAACACAGCCAACGUUAGAAGAAGAAGAAAAUCCUUUGUUACCUCCUGGACCCUUAGAAAUGAUUCCUGAAAACCAAGAUGACAGCAAUGAACUGUUCAAAGCUUCUUUGAAGACAUGGGCAGAGAUGAGCAAGACAAAUAAUGAGAGAACCGCGGAGAGGCUGUCUAGCAUUAAAAGCUACAAAGCCAAUUUAAGUGACAUGGUUAUCAGUGAAGCUACUGUUCGUAAAGUGACAAGAGGUGCGAUCACCUCUGUAGCUCUCCAUCCAUCAGAAGUGAGAACCUUGGUAGCAGCUGGGGCCAAGUCUGGGCAAAUCGGACUUUGGGAUUUGACCAGGCAGUGUGAAGAUGGGGUAUAUGCUUUUUAUCCCCACAGUCAGCCGGUUAGCUGUCUUUACUUCUCACCCGCCAAUCCAGCCCACCUUCUGUCACUGAGCUAUGAUGGCACAUUGCGAUGUGGGGAUUUCUCCAGUGCUGUUUUUGAAGAGGUGUACAGAAACGAAGGAAGCAGCCCCUCCUCCUUUGACUUCUUGGCAGAAGAUGCUUCUACUUUGCUAGUGGGACACUGGGAUGGACAUUUGUCACUGGUAGAUAGACGGACACCUGGAACUUCAUAUGAGAAAUUUUUUAAUUCAUCUUUGGGAAAAAUAAGAACUGUUCAUGUCCAUCCAGUAUCCAGGCAGUAUUUUAUCACAGCAGGAUUAAGGGAUGUUCAUAUUUAUGAUGUGAGGUGCCUGAAUUUGAGGGGAAGCCAGCCUUUGAUCUCUUUGGCUGAGCAUUCGAAGAGCAUUGCCUCUGCAUAUUUUUCACCUGUUACUGGUAACAGAGUGGUGACCACAUGUGCCGACUGUAAGCUGAGAGUGUUUGACAGCAGCUCUAUAUCGACCCAGAUUCCUCUCCUUACCACCAUCAGGCAUAACACUAUCACUGGGAGAUGGCUAACGAGGUUCCAAGCUGUGUGGGACCCUAAACAAGAAGAUUGCUUCAUAGUUGGCAGUAUGGCCCACCCACGGCGGGUGGAAAUCCUCCAUGAGACGGGAAAGAGUGUGCGUUCUCUUUUGGGAGAAUGUCUUGUAUCUGUGUGUUCCCUCAAUGUUAUGCACCCUACCCGCUAUGUUCUGGCUGGAGGUAAUUCCAGUGGGAGGUUACAUGUUUUUAUGCGUCAAGAAAGCUUCUGAGCUAUAGGGUAGGUUCAACAAUUUGCUCAAAUUGUUGUGUGGCAAAGGAACCUCGUGGUUCUCUCGGCUUAGUGCAUCUGUUUGCUAAUGCAGUAACUGCAACAUUGCUUUCUCAGUGAGACUGAGUAUUAGCACAGGAGGUAGUAUUAGCACAGGAGGAACUUGAAGGCCAUCACUGGAGGGACCUGAAGCAGAACCUGGGAUGCUCUUAGCACUUUGAGCCAGGGCCUUGUGUAGCCCAGGCUGGCCUCAGUCUCUGGAGCCUCUUGCCUCCACCACCUAAGUGCUAAGAUUACAGGCAUGCACCACUCCACUCAGCGUCUUUCAACACUUUUAAUUAGGCUGUAUUUUGAGAAAUUCUAUCAAAUUAUAAAGCUUUGCGUGGUCAGUAUUAACUUUUAUGUAAUGAGACCAUUUUGAUUCAAUAGUGAUCUAUAGAUAUGAUUUAUUUUAUAGUUUGGGAUGGAUACUUAUUUUUCACACUGGGAUAGGUCCCAAAAGAUCAUCUAAGUCUAAUUAUGAAAUAUGACUAGACCCCAGGGACUGUCACAUGUUAGGCAUGUAUUCCAUUAUUGACCCACACCCCACCUUUAAACCUUAGUUGUUUUGCUUUGUCGUUUUUGGGACUGUGUUUUGCUCUGUAGCUCAGGUUUGAGCUUUAGUUCUCCUGCCUCACUUUUCCAAAUUCUAGGACUACUGGUGUGUACUACCCAGCCAGAACUUAGUUUUGUAAGCUAAGAGCCUUUUUUUUUUUUUUUGAAUUUGAGUUUGAAAUUAAGAAACUUUAGUCUUCAAAGUAAUGUAACUUAGAAAUGAGGUUAAAGGGGUUAAAGACCACACAAAAGAGACAAAUCAGACAGACACAGAAAUAGGCAGACAGAGGGUUAGUGAUGUGGAUCUGUGAUGACCUCACUUCUAAGGUGGAGAAGCUAAGAGCCUUUUUUGGGGUUCUUGUAUCUCAGUUACAUGAAAUCCCACAGUUUUCUUUGGGAAAGUUGGUUUCUGUGAUGAAGGCCUGCGUCUGCAUGCCUGGAGUCUUGUCUGCCUUCUUCCUCUGGGCAGCUCCAGCAAUGAGCUGGGACUGCAGUGUUUGAACUUGCACCAUUAUCCUAUAUUCAAGUGUAUAACUGUGUACUGCUAACUGUGGUAGCUUUUCACAUGAAAUUCGUAAUCCCAGCAGGAGAGUCAGGACUCCAGGCUACACCUGGCUCUCCUUCCUUCACCCCCAAUUAGUAAAGCACAGAAAGCAGAAUUGGGAUUUUUUAAUAGAAUAUUUUAAAAUAAAACUUAGUUUCAUAUGGUGUAUGUUUAUGUAUAUUCUGCUAAAUCAGUGGCUUGGUGUCACAGUGUAACAUGUAUCCAACCUUUCCUAUGUUACUUGCCAAAGUUACUACUGAAAGACCUAUAAAUAGCUUAGGCCAUGUGUUUGGAUUGCAAGAGGGAAUACUCAUAUGUCACAGAAAUAAAGUAUGAAAGUAUGAA
This is a messenger RNA of Mesocricetus auratus (golden hamster), 3428 nucleotides long. It is a transcript of the gene Wdr76, whose product is annotated as WD repeat domain 76. The record is from RefSeq and is a predicted model, not a curated record. Gene Ontology annotation, molecular function: DNA binding; protein binding. Gene Ontology annotation, cellular component: nucleus. The coding region runs from base 378 to 1946 and encodes 522 amino acids. The transcript is spliced from 13 exons. NCBI's taxonomy places the organism in Eukaryota, Metazoa, Chordata, Mammalia, Rodentia, Cricetidae. Gene Ontology annotation, biological process: regulation of DNA damage checkpoint.